Molecule: messenger RNA, 1483 nt
Organism: Centruroides sculpturatus (bark scorpion)
Lineage: Eukaryota; Metazoa; Arthropoda; Arachnida; Scorpiones; Buthidae
Product: MATH and LRR domain-containing protein PFE0570w-like
Exons: 3
Coding region: 258-1358 (366 amino acids)
Source: RefSeq, a predicted model, not a curated record
UGAAGAACUGGCAACAAUGUUAAUAUUGCGGGAACGGACUUGUAUGAACAAGUCAUUACGUAAUUUUGGCGCCAAGGUUAAGCUGGGUAGAUUCUCGUAAAUUGUCUGUUUAACUGCAAACAAGUUAAGAAUUCUGGACAGAAGUGUCGUAGAUUAAUUAAUGAUUAAUCUAAUGAAUGUAAACUGAGAAAAAGACUCUGUAAUCAGAUUUAAACGUUCAAAAAACAAAUUGAAUUAAUUGGAAGCAUAACAGAAAGAUGUCUUCCAGAGUUCUUAGAGAAAGAGUUAAUGGUAAAAUUUUAAAGAAAUCUACAAGUCACUCAGUUCAAGUAGGCGGAAAAGAAAAUGUUUCAAAUUUGAAACAGGAUGGUUUUGGUACUGCAAAGUUUUAUGGUCCUAAUAAUGAUAUUGAGUUAUCUAAUAUAAAGAAAGAAAGACUGAGAAGAUCAAUUAAAUUAUCACAAGAGUCCAAAGUUCAGAAUAAAACUGAAAAUAAUAAAAAAAAUGUAAAGCAAAAAAAUACUAAGAAUAUUAAUAAAAAGAAUAACAAUAAUAAUGAACAUAAAUCCAAAGAAACUGAAGAACAGGUACCGGUACCUAAGAAACGUUGUAAAUUUGAAUUUGAAUCUAGUAGUGUUGAAAUAAGUAGUGAAGUGAUAACUUCACCAAGUUUAUCAAAAAAUCUUUCAAGCAACAUCUGCAUUGAUCCUGUUGACACUGGUAAAAGAUUUUUUCUGUCGAAAAGAUCUUCAUCUAGCUUAGAAGGAAAAAUGAUAAUGGCCGUUAACAAGGGACGAUUCCAUUUAGAAUUUAAGAGGGGAACUGUUAAAAAGAAUGCAAAUAAAAAAACAAAUACAAAGUCGAAGAAGUCACAAAAGCUGAAAAAAGUUCCAUUAACAGUAAAUAUUAAAUCUGUAUCUCAUAACAGAAGAAAAAUUGAAGCAAAUAACAAACAAACUUUGUUAUCAAAUCCAAAUGACUUAGUUGCUAUGAAAGGAACAAAUGACAUUCCAGAUAAAGAAGUCAAAGAUACCAAUCAACAGUUUCUUGCUGAUGAAAUUUUAAAUGACUACACAAUAGCUUCUGAAAAUGAAAUCAUUCCCAUUAGCAUUUCUAAGAGAAAUAAUAAUCUUGUCAAGACUAGUACUCCAAUCAAAUCAACUAUUUCUAGGAAAUUACAAUUGGAUGAAUUUUCUAACUUACCAAAAAUUAGUGAAGAUCCAAGUGUCAUUUCAAAUGUAACUGCUGUGGUACAUGAAAAUUCAAAACUUGAUUUGGAUCAGGACAUAGCCAAUGUCAAGAAUAAACCAGAAGAAAUGAACCUGAAUGCUUCAUGUGAAGAAACAGCUGAAAAGUAAGUUAUAAAUAUUUCAUUGGUCUAACUUCUGCUAACAAAUUUUGGAAUAGGUUUUAUUACACCACAUUUCUACAACACACUUCUUUCAAAGUGUGCUCCUUUCACAGCUACACUUCUUCCCACAUC